Puntigrus tetrazona (Sumatra barb) is the source of this 2355-nucleotide messenger RNA. RefSeq names its product protein NLRC3-like. The record is from RefSeq and is a predicted model, not a curated record. NCBI's taxonomy places the organism in Eukaryota, Metazoa, Chordata, Actinopteri, Cypriniformes, Cyprinidae.
UUUUCUUCAGAGGAAAUGGAUAUGAGUCAUCAACAUGCAGUGACGUCAACAAACCAAAAAACGAAAGAAAAAAGCUGGUCCGUUGGAACUGAAUUCUUUAUGGAGACGCACAAGAGCACCGCCUCUAAAAAGAGUCACAGUGAAGAGGAAGAAGAGGUGAAUGCAGAAGUUGCAGAAUCUACAGGACCCUGCUGUGUUCCGAUGAAGAGCAAUGAAUACAUGCCACAGUCACCCCCUAAGUUCAGUGAUGGAACAGCGACAUUUAACCCCAGAGUAAAAAGAAAAAGAGCAGCACAACCAGAACCCAGCUGCUUUUCUAUAAAGAGUGACACAUCCAUGCCAGAACCCUUAGUUUUGGAGAUGGAGCAAAUGGCAUCUAAAAUAUCAGUGAUAAAAAUCCAUUCAGCACAACCAGAACCCAGCUGCUUUUCUAUAAAGAGUAACACAUCCAUGCCAGAACCCCUUAGUUUUGGAGAUGGAGCAGUGACCUUUAAGCUCAGAGAUGAUGAGAUUGGAGACCUGCACAAGGAUUCUCAACAACCAAUACAUGAUGAAUUACAAAGGGUCAAAGGCCAAAACAAAACCAGUAUGAAGAACAAGUAUGAGAGCUUAUUUGAGGGAAUAAAACUUCAAGAGAAUCAAACCCUUCUGAACAGAAUCUACACACAACUUUACAUUAUAGAGGGAGAGAGCAAAGGAGUGAAUGAGGAACAUGAGGUUUUACAGAUAGAGAAAGCAGCCAAAAUACAAGACACUCCAAUCUACUGCAAUGACAUUUUUAAACACUUAUCUGAACCAGGAUGUAAAAAGAAUGAAAAUAAUAUAAAGACUGUUCUUACUAAAGGAAUCGCUGGAAUUGGAAAAACCGUCUCUGUGCAGAAGUUCAUUCUGGACUGGGCCGAGGGAAAAGCCAAUCAGGAUGUAGACUUCAUGUUUGUGCUUCCAUUUCGAGAGCUGAACUUGAUUAAAGAUCAUCAGUACAGUCUUCACAGACUUCUGCUUGACUUUUAUCCUGAACUUGAAGAUCUGGACUCAAAUAUUUAUGAGGAGUGUAAAGUUGUGUUCAUCUUUGAUGGUUUGGAUGAAAGCAGAAUUUCACUGAUGUUUUCAGAUGUUCAGAAAGUUUGUGAUGUGACUCAGACUUCAUCACUGGGUUUGUUGAUAUCAAACCUGAUGAAAGGAGAUCUGCUUUCCUCUGCUCUCAUCUGGAUCACCUCCAGACCAGCGGCAGCCAAUCAGAUCCCCACCAAAUACAUCAGCCGUCUUACAGAAAUUCAGGGAUUCAAUGACCUUCAGAAGGAGGAAUAUUUUAGGAAGAGAAUCAGUGAUGAGCAUCAAGCAAACAGAAUCAUCUCACACAUCAGAAGGGCAAGAAGCCUCCACAUUAUGUGUCACAUCCCUGUCUUCUGCUGGAUCUCAUCCACUGUGCUUCAGAAGCUCCUGGAUGAAGGUCUGAGUGAGGAAAUCCCUCAAACUCUGACUGAAAUGUACAUUCACUUCCUGCUGAUUCAGGUCAAUAGGAGGAAUCAGAAAUAUGAAGAGAAAGAUCCAGAGAAAGUCUUGCAGUCCAACAGAGAAGUGAUUGUGAAACUUGCUGAACUUGCUUUUAAACAGCUGGCAAAGGGAAAUGUUACAUUCUACAAAGAGGACAUGAGUGAGAGCAACAUAGACAUCACUGAUGCAUCAGUGUAUUCUGGGAUUUGUACUGAGAUCUUUAAGGAGGAAUCUGUCAUUCAUCAAAAGAAAGUCUACUGUUUCAUACAUUUGAGUUUUCAGGAGUUUCUAGCUGCUUUCUAUGUGCUUUACUGUCAUCUUCUAGAGAAAAUGGAGCAAUUGCAGUUGUUUUUUAUAAAUAUACAAACAUUUAAGGAAAUCCCUUUGUGUCAGCUGCUAAUAUCAGCAGUUGAUCAAACUCUUCAGAGAAACGGACACCUAGAUCUUUUUUUGCGAUUCCUGCUGGGUGCCUCACUGGAGUCUAAUCAGAGACUCUUACAGGAUCUACUGCCACACACAGUGAAAAGCUCAAAGGCAAUCAGAGAAACUACACAGUAUAUUAAAGAGAAAAUCAAAAGAGACGAUUUUCAGAAUGAUAUCUCAGCUGACAGAUCCAUCAAUCUAUUCCUCUGUCUUCUGGAAAUAAAUGAUGAGACUCUGUACAGAGAGAUUCAGGACUUUGUGAAAUCAGACAAAAACUCAGAGAAGAAACUUUCUCCUGCUCACUGCUCAACAAUAGCCUACAUGAUUCAGAUGUCAGAGAAGGUGCUAGAUGACUUUGAUCUGAAGAAAUACAACACAUCGACUGUGGGUAGAUGGAGACUGAUACCUGCUAUGAUGAACUGCAAAAAAGCUCUGUAA